Messenger RNA from Ilex paraguariensis (yerba mate), 827 nucleotides. The record is from the annotation of a GenBank genome assembly. Lineage: Eukaryota; Viridiplantae; Streptophyta; Magnoliopsida; Aquifoliales; Aquifoliaceae.
AUGGGUGACAAAAUAUUUGCUGACAUGGACGAGCUUGGCAUCCGACCAACUGUGUUGAUUGUUACAAUGGUUGGAGAUGUAUUUCAAAAGUUGGGUAUGUUGGACAAAUACGAAAAAUUGAAGAAGAAAUAUCCACCGCCAAAAUGGGAGUAUCGUUACAUUAAAGGAAAGUGUGUUAAAAUUAGAUCAAAGUAUCUCAAUGAACCUAGCAAGGGUUUGAAUAAGUUUGAUGAUCAAGCUGGCAACAAGUAUUGUGAAUUGUUAAAGAAUGCUCAACUUCACUCAGAUGAAAUCAAUGACGUUGAUGAGUACAAAGUUGUUGAAGUAUGUUCAGCUGAAGUUGGUGAAACUAUCAUUUUAUGAUAUCCAUUAGUUUCAUAAUCAGUUACUUGUCUUAGGUUUCUGCUUGUUUGGGGCGUAUCACUUCUCUGUAGUUGUGGAGGGGAUAUUCAAUUCAACGGUUAUAUCACGUUGGUAUUAAUGAGAUGGUAUCACCAAUUACAAAAUCUCAAAUGGGCAAAGUGAACUUCACUGGAAUAGUUAUUAGUUUUACAUGAAAGAAGGGUGGAAGUUAUUUGUUUACAUGAACCAAUAGUUAUUGAUUUGUGUGGGGUCUAUUUUUUUAUUUGUCUGCAUAUUACUUGUUAGUGAUAUCACAUGAUAAUAUCAACAUGAUAUUACUGUUGCAAUGAAUAGUUUUUUUUCGUAGUCGUGAUGGUUGUAAUGUUAAAAGGGUUAUUAUCUUAUUAAGAGAUAUGGUGGCUCUCUUGAAUUCAUGCUUCCAGGCCCUUAAAGUGGCUUCAUAAUGUCCUAUAGUUGCCUAUGGA